AUGGACCAAUUAAAAUCUAUUCGAAAGCGAACGGACACCCUUCUUCGUAUAUUACGAAUGGUUCCAAACAUCAAAUUUCUAGCCAACACACUCUGGCAGCCCUCAUACGCUCUUCUCCUAGCAGAAGACGAAAUGAAGUUGAAAGAGAUACAGGACAUGCCUGACGAAACUGUAUACAAAGAGCUCUGUCGUUUUUUGGAGACCCCGGAUGAAGAAUUCAUUUCAAUCCGGAUUGCUUUGCUUACCAUAAUAGACUCGUGGGAGACAAUUAUGGCCAUUAAGAAGGAUUAUGAUGUGCAUGGUUUAGUCCGAAACAAAGUAUGGAACGAUGAGUUGCUGGAUGAGGAUGAUGAAGCCUUAGAGCAGGGCUUAGACCAGCGAGAGUUGCUUGUUGUCGCCAAGGCUAUUGUAUAUCGUGCUGCAUUGUCUUAUCUAUCUAGUGGGUUGGACGAGCGCUUUGAUGCUAGUGGAAAGGAUAACGUAACCUCGAAGGCGAAUAUAACUACUUAA
Molecule: messenger RNA, 510 nt
Organism: Truncatella angustata
Lineage: Eukaryota; Fungi; Ascomycota; Sordariomycetes; Amphisphaeriales; Sporocadaceae
Exons: 1
Coding region: 1-510 (169 amino acids)
Source: RefSeq, a predicted model, not a curated record